AUGUGCUUCGUUGGGAAGUUGGCUUUCACUCCGUCGCUGUCCACAGGCUUCGGACGCUCCGCGCAGCAGGGCUUGGCGGCCCAGCAGCGCAGCCUCACGCAGCGUCAGGCGGACGGAUCCUACUUGAAGCCCUUCGGCCCUGCUGUAUCCUAUGCGAAAGCGCUGCGGGACGCUGGCAUGGCCAAAGGUGAGGACGCCGCGGUGAUGGAGGAUAUUCUCAAGAUCAAGGCAUUCUACGAAAAUGAGGCUGUCUUUGAGGAGCUUAGCCUGGUGCAGAACGACUUCAACCUCACAAACGUGGAGCGCGCGGACAAGAUCCUUGACAUGGUGAAGCCUUUGAAGUCCACGGUGACGCCCAAGUUCGUCCGCUUCCUGGCAAAGAAGAUGCGACUGAAGGGCCUGAAGGCCAUCUGCCUGGAGUAUGUCCAGAGUGCUUACUUCACCGAGUCCGUGAGCCCAGUGAAGGUGAUCUCCGCAGCGCGGUUGUCAGAUGACCAGAAGUCCAAGAUCAUCGAGAAGAUGAAGGUGAAGUGUGAGACCAGCAACAUCAAGCUGAUUGAGGAGAUUGAUAACAACCUCAUCAGUGGCUUCAAGUUGGAGUGGGGCUACAUCGACCCAGUGAACCUCGAAGCACCGAGCCACGGAGUCGAUCUCUCCCUGCAGAACAUCUUGAACAAGAAGGCGCUCCAGGUCGGAGGUGUUGGCGCGCGCAUGCGCAGCAAAAAAGACGUUGCUGUGCACACCAGCUUGCUUCUGCAUAUGAUAGGCCGACGAAAUAGGUCAUCUGCCUCCCGCUGGUUCAUGCGCCCGACAGAGGAGACGGUUGAGCUUUUGGAGAACGACUACCACCAGGACCCUGGAAAGAACAGUGGCGAGAGUAGCUCCGACAGCGACACAGGCUGUGUUGACAGUGGCGCUCGGAACUGGCAGGGUCCCCGUCACGAGAUGCCUUGUGAAUCCAUCAGCUGGCAGGCUCGGUUCCGAACCGUUGUGCAAACGAUGGCCCGCUUUGCCGUCAAGAUGGCCUUGCUGGCCUUUGCCUCCAUCUACAUCGCCAGCGCUUGCGAUUCGGGAGAAGAAUGUCCGCAGACACUUUCUUUUCUGCAGAUAGCUUUGGAGUCGGGGGCAAGGGAGCAGAUACAGAGCUCCAAGAAAGGGUGCCCAACUCCCGAUGAAGCGGCCGGCCUUCUCGCCUCACUGAUGCCAAGUGUGCACAACCUCACUGAGGUUGAGGUUGUGGAAAUGUGUGCCCAGCUCCCUCUGUGCGUGGAUAGCACCACGGUGGCUACACAGAAUGCCUGGGCGAAGGCUGGAGCCAUCGACUUUGUUGCAGCUGCUUUGAACGAGUUUCCGGUGACUGAGACGGUAGUAAUUGCUUGCACGAUGGCCAUGGCUCCGCUGAUCCUGUUCAAUCGCGAGAACGGUCUGCAUGCCGGCAAACUCGGGGGAUUGAAUGUGACCUUGAACUAUUAUGGCUCCCACCUGGAUAGCGUGCUGGUCAUGGACCUGGGGGGCGCUAUUGGUGCAUACUUCGACUUCGUCAACGAGAACAGGGCCAUCGCUCGAGAGCUUGGAGGUGUGGAGAUGUUCAUCCAGAAUAUCCGGAACAACUUUCACGGUCAGUACAGUGACUGGGCAAACGAGCCCGUCAAGCAGUCUUUGUAUGCAUUGUCUUCAGGCACAUGGACCAAUGGAGAUAUCGCCUACCAAGAAGGCUUCCCCUCAUUGGGAGUGCAACUGAUGAAGGAGCAUGGAAACGAGACAAAGAUCGCCGAAGAGACCCUCCAGGCGGUGAAGGCCAUGGCAUUCGAGUCCGAUUUCUACCGCAGCAGAUGGUCGGAGUUGGGUAUCUUUGAGGCCUUGCCAGACGUGCUCUACGAUAAUCCUACAGACCAGGGAGCCAUCAGUCUCGUCUGUGAGGCCACACUAUAUGUCAUCGGUACCGACAUACCAAUGGGAGAUCCCGUUUCGUCACUUCGCAUCAUCCCUUUCAAUGCCAGUAUCCAGGAGCGGGCAACGAAGGACAAAAUGUUGGAGGCACUUCUGGCCACUGCCAUGUCAGUUGCUGAGUUGGAGCAGUUUGACCACGACUCCUUCAACUUCAACUUGGACCUGGCCUACCCUGCGAAAAGGAACUGCUUCGGCGCCCUGCUCGCGAUGGGCAAGGACAAUCCAGCGAACCUGAAAGCGAUGCGCGAGGCUGGUCUCGCUCAGUCCAUUCGCAAGGAGUGGAAGACCUUCGACUUACUGACUCGGACCACAGCAUGCAUGCUCCUGGAACGGCUGGGUGUGGAGGUGAGCCUUCUCUGUCCGGUCGCUCAUUGA
This is a messenger RNA of Symbiodinium sp. CCMP2592, 2325 nucleotides long. The record is from the annotation of a GenBank genome assembly. NCBI's taxonomy places the organism in Eukaryota, Dinophyceae, Suessiales, Symbiodiniaceae.